UACUUUACCUUCCACGUCCGUUGUCGCUUCAAUAUGGCCGAGUGGACCAAUUACAAUGAUGUAGAGAAGCUAACUCAAUCCGGUAAGCGAACGGAUAACGAUGCAAUCGUGAGAAAGUCCUACGCCGAAACCAACAGCGAUGGGAUCACCAACGAAGGAACACAUGAAGAACACGCGAGUAAUCGAGACGAUCACGAAGAAACGGUCACGGACUCGACUCGUGGACCGGACCAUGUCAUCUACGAUAGUAAUUCGGAGUCGCCGGAGAAUUUCGCAAACGAGGAGGAAAAAAGAUUCGUAGAGAGCGAACGAACGGGAGACUCGGGCGCGAGGAUACGCCGGGAGGCAUGUCAGGAGCUAAGAGAAACCUCACAGAAUGCGCAAAAUUCACCAAAGAGGCCCAACAGCUUGUAUAAAGAAGAUGCGUCGAACCCGCAGAAGCUUAAGAAUGUCUUCAACGAGAGGAACUCGAUGUUUUGCUCACCUACCAGGAUCCUGUCGUCCAAGAAUCACUUGUCGACCGAGAAGAGCACCGAGAAGCUUGUGAACGGCAAAUCUCCCAAGGAUGAUAAACAGCAGCUUCACGUGCAAUUUAAUAAGGACUCCAAGAAGGAACAGCCGCGAAAAACGUCCGAGGAGAAGCCGCAUCCGAGCCCGUCGAUCUCUACAUCCACAACCAGCAGCUCGGAUGACAAUUCCAGCUUGGAGCAGUUAUGCGAGGCGAGGCCGCCCGAUGGUGGUUGGGGCUGGGUUAUCGUGGCAGCCUCGUUCAUGGUGAAUCUGAUCGCCGACGGUAUCACCUUCUCGUUCGGCGUGAUAUUUGUCGAGUUCCUGAAUUACUUCGGUGAAGGGAAAUCUAAGACUGCGUGGAUCGGCAGUCUCUUCAUGGCGAUGCCGCUGCUGUCGGGUCCAGUGGCAAGUUUCUUGACCGAUAGAUACGGAUGCAGGAAAGUGACCAUAGCAGGCAGCUUACUGGCGACCACCGGUUUCGUUGUCAGCUCGUUCGCGAACUCAAUGGAAGUGCUGAUCUUCACAUUCGGUAUCGUGUCGGGUUUUGGUCUGUCCCUGUGUUUCGUCGCGGCGGUCGUGAUCGUGGCGUAUUAUUUCGACAAGAAGAGAUCCUUCGCAACUGGCCUCUCAGUGUGUGGCAGCGGGAUAGGCACCUUCAUCUUUGCACCCGUCACACAGUGGCUGCUGGCGGAAUAUAGCUGGCGAGGGACCACGCUGAUCCUGGCGGGUCUGUUCUCGAAUCUCGCCGUGUGCGGUUGCUUGAUGCGGGACCUCGAAUGGACCACCACUCGAGCGAAGGCGAAGACUCAGAAGAGGCGGAAGAACCGCGAGAAGAAGCGCUCGAGGAUGCAGAGCUCUAGCGUGGACUCAUUCUCUGCCACCAGUUCCGCGAACACGACCACGCAGACGCCCCACGGCGACUCUAAGCGGGGCUUUGCUUCGGCCAACGCGAUGAUCAUCGAGAAUCUUCGGUUGCAGGGCGACGGGAAUGAAGAUAGCGGUGAAAAGUUGUUCUCCAGUUUAGUAAGCCUGCCUACCUUCGUUAAGAACGGGGAAAAGGUACCUUUGGAGGUAUUGGAACUACUCAGCACGAACAAGGCCGUUUACAACGUCCUGCUGCAGAACUAUCCGAGUCUCCUGAUAUCAUCGAGGAGCUUCAGCGAUUCCGGGGCGCUGCACGAUCAACUGAGCACACCAUCCGCUCGUUUCAUACCCACGCCAAGUCCGUUGGCCGAGUUAAGGGCUGACGACGGCAAGGAGAGGGUUGUGCGCGGAGGUAGCGAUGACGAACGUGCUCGCGGCGAACAGCAAACAGCGAUGGAACCAUACUUAUGGUGGCUGAAAAAGCCGUCCGAUCCGGACGUUCCGUUGAGGCGAUCCAGCGCUCUGGAACAACCGAGGGUGCCCACCGCCUAUCUCAAGGACAUCAGGAUGCACAGGCACAGCCUAACUUACAGGGGUGCAAUGUUAAACAUCAAUCGAUACCACUUGCGUGCAUCAAGCUGCCCGGACAUCUACAGGAACUCGAUGACCACGAUCGCUAAGACGAAGCUCAUCUCGCACGCCGGAUUCUGGGAGUUCUGGGACCUGAUUGUCGACAUAUUGGACUUCUCGUACUUCGCCAACCCGCGGUUCCUGCUGUUCGCAGUCAGCAAUUUCCUCCUGCACACAUGGUACGACGUGCCUUAUGUCUAUCUGACGGAUAACGCGAUCGAGGUCGGAUUCAGCGAGACGGAUGCGUCUAUCCUGAUCUCGGUGAUUGGGAUCGCUAACAUGUUCGGCGAGAUUCUUCUAGGCUGGGCCGGUGACAGGGCAUGGGUAAACGCAUCUUUAGUCUACGCGACGUGCAUGACACUCUGCGGUGCCGUCACCGCUCUGAUACCGAUAGUUGUCAGCCAUUAUUAUACCCUAUGUGCAAUCUCUGGUGCCUUUGGAUUAUUCAUCGCAGCGAAUUACAGUCUCACCAGCAUCAUCCUUGUCGAGCUGAUCACCUUGGAGAGGUUUACGAAUGCGUAUGGCCUUCUGUUACUGGUUCAAGGAAUCGCCAAUCUUAUGGGUCCUCCGUUAGCUGGAUGGCUAUACGACAUUACAGGCACGUACAACUUGUCCUUCUACUUGGCCGGCUUAUUUAUCGCGUUGAGCGGCGCGUUGUUGUUAGUGAUGCCCCUGAUCAACCUGUAUCGAAAGUGUCGAAAUGGUGAAUCCAACAAGGAAACCGCCGACAAGGAUUUUAAUGCGAUAGACGUGUAAAUACUAUUUAUCAGAUACGUAGACAGAGGAAACACAGACAGACGACAAGCCAGAGACGAGCAACAUCGAUCCGCGAUUCCAUUGCGACCGGAAGGCUUGGAUGUCACGAUGUCACGAAGAAGUGCAAUUGCGGCUUACGAGAGUCCGGCGCUCCUAGAUUUUUUCGGAACAACGGUGCGUUGUCGCUGCACAACGCAACACAACACGUACGCGCUGCGACAUAAGUCGUUUGAGCCAGUUGGCUGUGGUGUAAUUAUGUAUAAGUUAUAAGUUCGUCAUAGUUAUGGUCCCGCCUGAGCGUGGUCGACGCUCUUUUUCUCGCGACAACCGAAUGCGAAUGCGGCUCGAGGAAAGUGUUACGCAAAUCGUGUGGCCAGUCGCGAUGGCUACAGAUUCCGAUUCCGCGCGAUUAUCAUAAGCGCACGGCCGGUGCUGCUUCGCCCAGACUUUACUUUCGGCGAGGGUUACCGGGUCACUUCUAAUCUCUCUUAGACGUUGCGCAACGCUGAGAAAUUAUUAUCGAGAGUGAGCAUAGCGUUAAUAUUCACGGUAUAGCGAUAUAUAUUAUAGACCAAUAUAUUACGAUAGAAUAAAAUUGUACAAAUUAGGGACAGGCCCGCCGCUCGCGGUAACGCAAAGUUGGACAUGGCCCGCGGAAGGUUCGUUACGAGCGUUCGUUACGCGAGCUCGCCUCGCCGUCUUUGUCCGCGUAUCGUAUCUUCGUGCAGAGGUACUGUCGCGGACGCGGCUAAGCGAGCUGAGCGUAACUUUCGAAUCUCAGGACACUAUCAACAAUCGAAGGCACGCGAGAGAUCAGAUCACGCGUCCUCGCAUACGGGGCGUCCUCGCGCGUUCGUGUGUACAGAAAACAAUUGUACAAACUCUAACUGCAUGCUCGUAGCCGCUAUCCCUCCAAGAGUGAAUUAUAUCAUCACGUUAGAGAGACUGUACGACUAUGACAAGUUAUUCCAUCCUUUUUUUCAUCCGCGGAUAACGCCGAAAGCAUUGUAAAUUGAUCACGCCAUGCAAGUACCUUCGAUUUCCUCGCAAUCAUCAAUCGUACGUCACAUCAUCGCGUCAUAUCACCUCCGUUCCGGGGCCUCCGCGAAUUAUCCGAAUUGGAUUCGCGUAGAUAAUCAAGUUUAAUUAAGCAGAUGCAAUGAAAAACGUAUUAUUACGUUAGACACCGUAACUCGCGCGGCUCCAGCACGGAGGUUGCAAAAACCUCCGUUUGAGCAAAGGUCCAUCCUUAUUUCCUUCGCUUUCCUGAACGCGAGCGAAGAGGAGUCGCGUCGCGUCGUUCAGCGAACGUGCACGUAUGUUGGAGUUUCGCGGCGAGCGGAGACAAGAAGUGAGACGGUUAACGGCUUACGCGGGAUUACCGGAGACGGAAUUUAAGCGGAUCGUUUCGAUAGAGAGUUUUCUCGUUUAAGAGUGCGGUGUGCACGCGUUUCGUUCGGGAUACGUGUCUAUAAGAUAGGCAUGUGUGUAUAGCUUUUCUGUGAUCGUAAACUUGCCUCUAUUAUCAAUUUUGCGAGCUGCAAAUAGACUACUACCUCCGUUAUACCAUAGUGUAUGCGUACGUAACAUGCGUGCGUGCGUGUGUGCGUGCAUGUUCGUUCUACUCGAUUGUUAGGACCGUCGAAAUGUUCGCACAUCACGAUACAUAACGUUCUGUUCGCACCCGACUGCAUCGUACGAUCAUUUUUCUUUCAUUAGGAGAACGAGCAAUGCAUCAAUCAUUGUAGCACUCUUCGACCGUACCAAUCGUAAUAACGAAACAACUCGAGAGACAGCUGUAAAUCUAACGUAAACACGAAUGGAAAGCUAACGAUGAAGAGUCUAUUGCUCUUGACGAAUUUUAACUGUGCGUAUGUCAUUUCAGUUAGUGAGACAUCGAGACUUAAACUUGCGUGUGCUUCUCGAUGGAGAUCAGCGUCAAACGCGAGGUAGAGAUUUUUCUAAAAGUAAUUUCAAAAGAAAUUGCAUUACGCGAUAUUUUAGGUACUCCGUCGAGGGAAGAAUCCAAAACAAAAAAAGAUUUACUAUUUCGAAGAUUUCUUUUAUAGUAUAUCACCAUAUAGGAAUACACGUAUAUGUAUAAAACAUUACGAGGCCUUUAUACGAAACUAAAAAAAAAAAUGAAAGAGGAGGAAAAUACAGAGGAUUUUACUGCUUUUAGAUGUUGAAAAUUGAGUCGAUUAGAUAGCGAGUUUUGAAUUAUUUAUUUAGCGCCGGACUGAGCGCGGGCGCGUUCACGCUCGCGCGCACGGAACGCGGUACUCGAAAGUAAAUCGCGAUCGGAAUUCUAUGUUUCGAUUUACACUCAUACGUUUUUGAUUCCGGAGAUAUCCGAACGGAUCAGUGUCUUAUUAAAAUCGUGUCCGGUGUGCCAAGUUCGAAAGUUAUGAGUGCAAUAAUUUGUCCUGCAGCGUAUAUGCUCGCAUUACACAUCACACGUACGCAGCCUUAUGGCAUCUACGAAAUGUAUAAAGCAAUAUUUUAAUAUAAAAAGGAAAGAAAAAAUUGUGUAUUUACAUAUAUUUACGAUAUCAAGUCGCCGGCGGCGUCGCGAGAUGGACCGACGACGUUCAACGAUAGUAUUAAGCGUUAGUUGAUUAAGCCGAGGAAUGGGACGCAAAUAAUCUGUGAAAGAGUGAACGAGGACUUUUGUUUAUGAAUCCCGGGGGAGAGAGAAAAAAGAGACUCUUCUCUUCCGCGGUAAAGUGAGAGAAGCUAAUCGAAAGAAAGAGAGAGAGUAGAGAAGGCAGCAAAACGAGCGUUUUACGAGCGUUUCAGCUGAUGAUAAUCGGUAUUCCACUUGCAUUACGCGAGGUUGCAAGAUUAUUUAGAAUUUUGGCAUAUAUUCUACGUAUUCUACGAACUUCCGAGAAAAAUCUCCGAAAAUUCGAUCGAUUACCGAUUAUUCAAUUAUAUUUCCGGCGAUCUCGAUCGUUAAAUCUAGAGCAUACAGUAUCGAUCUCUAGCGACUAUCUUACAUCUGACACGUAUACACAGGUUUUACGUAUAACGCUGUAUGUACGAGUACAUACAUCGAUAUUUAUUGGCGUAAAUCAUUGCGGACUUGAACGUUCUUGUUGACUCUUAACUAUAUAAUUAAGGAACGAAUCUUAUACGAUUAGUCCUACGCAUGUACGUAAAAAAAUUCUUAGCCGAUGCCGAUCCCCGCUGAAGAUAUAUGAUGCGAUGCGUCAAUUCAGUUCUCAAGUAAAAAUCCUCAUGUAUCAGAAAUUACCCGAAAGUGAUCCGAAUAAAUAUCGUAGUGAUCUCUCGGUGA
Molecule: messenger RNA, 6058 nt
Organism: Ooceraea biroi (clonal raider ant)
Lineage: Eukaryota; Metazoa; Arthropoda; Insecta; Hymenoptera; Formicidae
Biological process (GO): transmembrane transport; monocarboxylic acid transport
Molecular function (GO): monocarboxylic acid transmembrane transporter activity
Source: RefSeq, a predicted model, not a curated record